This is a messenger RNA of Orycteropus afer afer, 384 nucleotides long. It is a transcript of the gene CDK2AP2, whose product is annotated as cyclin dependent kinase 2 associated protein 2. The record is from RefSeq and is a predicted model, not a curated record. Gene Ontology annotation, cellular component: cytoplasm; nucleus; microtubule. Gene Ontology annotation, biological process: regulation of microtubule cytoskeleton organization; negative regulation of G1/S transition of mitotic cell cycle. The transcript is spliced from 4 exons. NCBI's taxonomy places the organism in Eukaryota, Metazoa, Chordata, Mammalia, Tubulidentata, Orycteropodidae. Bases 1 to 384 code for a protein of 127 amino acids.
AUGUCCUACAAGCCCAUCGCCCCCGCCCCCAGCAGCACUCCCGGCUCCAGUACCCCUGGGCCUGGCACCCCGGUCCCUACAGCCGGAAGUGUCCCGUCGCCGUCAGGCUCGGUGCCGGGAGCCGCUGCCCCGUUCAGGCCACUGUUUAACGACUUUGGACCGCCCUCCAUGGGCUAUGUGCAGGCAAUGAAGCCACCCGGAGCCCAGGGCUCCCAGAGUACCUACACCGACCUGUUGUCGGUCAUAGAGGAGAUGGGCAAAGAGAUCCGACCCACCUACGCUGGAAGCAAGAGUGCCAUGGAGCGUCUGAAGAGAGGCAUCAUCCAUGCCCGGGCGCUAGUGAGAGAGUGCCUGGCCGAGACAGAGCGGAACGCCCGCACGUAA